AUGGCGUCGAGCGACAGGUCGCCGGGGGAGAUGCCGCCGGGGGACGGGGCGGUGCCGCCGGGGAAGCCCAUGACGGUGGGGCAGCAGGUGCUGGACAUGGGCGCCCAGAUGAUGCAGUCGAUGAAGCCGCUGAAGCAGAUGAGCCAGCACGUGUGCACCUUCGCCGUCUACAGCCACGACGUGUCUCGCCAGAUCGAGGCUCACCACUACGUCUGUCGCGCCAACCAGGACUUCCUCCAGUGCGCCGUCUUCGACUCCGAUGACUCCAAUGCCCAUCUCAUCGGCGUGGAAUACGUAGUGUCGGGCCGUGUAUUCGACUCGCUGCCGGUGGAGGAACAGAAGCUGUGGCAUUCCCAUGCUCACGAGAUCAAAUCAGGCCUCUGGGUGAAUCCCCGCGUUCCAGAGAUGAUUUCCAGAUCCGAGCUCGAGGAUCUUGCAGGAACGUACGGCAAGUUUUGGUGCACCUGGCAAGUAGACAGAGGGGAUAGGCUUCCUCUUGGGGCGCCAUCUCUGAUGAUGUCGCCGCAAGAGGGGAACAUGGGGUUGGGGGUGAACGUGAACGCAGAGUUGGUGAUACAGAGGGACGCCACGUAUGGCAUUUCGACGGAUGGUCUGAAGAGCUCCAGAGCAGACCUUCAAGUUCCUGCGAUGACAAAUCCAUAUGCAGACUACUGGCAGAAGACGGGAAAGGGCUUUGCUCUUGACAUAGAGAAGACUGAGAUCAAACUCAUCGGGGAUUCUUAA
This is a messenger RNA of Diospyros lotus (date-plum), 744 nucleotides long. RefSeq names its product oil body-associated protein 2A-like. The transcript has 4 exons. The record is from RefSeq and is a predicted model, not a curated record. Bases 1 to 744 code for a protein of 247 amino acids. Lineage: Eukaryota; Viridiplantae; Streptophyta; Magnoliopsida; Ericales; Ebenaceae.